Messenger RNA from Dunckerocampus dactyliophorus (ringed pipefish), 2317 nucleotides. Its product is annotated as keratin, type II cytoskeletal 8-like. The record is from RefSeq and is a predicted model, not a curated record. Gene Ontology annotation, cellular component: keratin filament. Gene Ontology annotation, molecular function: structural constituent of skin epidermis. The coding region runs from base 347 to 1987 and encodes 546 amino acids. Lineage: Eukaryota; Metazoa; Chordata; Actinopteri; Syngnathiformes; Syngnathidae. The transcript has 10 exons. Gene Ontology annotation, biological process: keratinization; intermediate filament organization.
AAGUCACACUGAUGUGCCGCGGCACAGCGGUUGGGAAUCACUGGUGUCUGGUACGACUCUUUUUCCCAUGAUUGCGUGGGUCCACUCUGGGUACUCAACAACAUGCUUAGGUAAAAAGGCUGUAAAUGUGCAACAAGAUGUGAUUUUCUUCACUGACGCCACCACCCAUCCCCACUCCCCAUGCCAUACUCCCAUCAGCCAAUCGUGAACAAGGAAAGACCCUCCCAUGUUCAGAUAAAUAGCACCAAACCCCAGGGACGGUCUAUCUGCCUGACUCUCUGACCCUCAGUUGAGUCUUUGAGCCUCCUCUCACCCCACCUCGCUGCUACCAGAAUCCUCGGUGACCAUGUCUAUCAGAGCUGUGAAGACCACCACCUUCUCCACUGUGUCCUCAUCCAGGGGCCCAGGCCAGGGCUUCAGUAGCCGCUCCUUCUCUGGCUACGGUGGCCGAGGUGUGGGUGGUGCCAGGCAGAGCUACGCUGUCCGCAGCUCUUAUGGUGGAGUGGGCAGCAGUGGUGCUGGGGUUGGCGCUGGGGGGUUCAAGGUAGUUGGUGGGUAUGUUGCUGGGGGGUCAACCCAAAGAGCAGGUGGAUUGGAGUACGGCUAUGUGGGCUUUGGCGGAGGCAUGGGUGGCGGCAUGGCCCAAGAAGUGGUGGCUCCCAUCACUACAGUGACUGUGAACAAGAGCCUGCUGGCCCCCUUGAACCUGGACUUUGACCCCUCCAUCCAGGCGGUCCGCAUCCAGGAGAAGGAGCAGAUCAAGACCCUGAACGACCGUUUCGCUUCUUUCAUCGACAAGGUACGCUUCCUGGAACAGCAGAACAAAAUGCUCGAGACGAAAUGGAAAGUUUUACAAGAGCAAACCACAUCACCCUCCGGCAUCGAUGCCAUGUUUGAAGCCUACACGGCCAACCUACGCAAGCAGCUGGACAACCUCGGUCAUGAAAAAGUGAAACUGGAGUCUGACCUGCAUCACAUGACAGGUCUGGUUGAAGACUUCAAGACCAAAUACGAGGAUGAGAUCAACAAGCGCAAUGACUGUGAGAACAACUUUGUCCUCAUGAAGAAGGACACAGAUGCGGCGUACUUGAUCAAAGCAGAGCUGGAGGCCAAACUGGACGGACUUUCUGAUGAACUCGACUUCCUGAGGCAGAUCUAUGACGCUGAAAUCCACGAGCUACAGAGUCAGAUCAAGGACACAUCCGUGGUCGUGGAGAUGGAUAACAGCCGUAACCUUGACAUGGAUGCCAUUGUUGCUGAAGUGCGCGCCCAGUAUGAAGACAUCGCCAAUCGAAGCAGAGCGGAAGCUGAAUCAUGGUACCAGUCCAAGUAUGCAGAGAUGCAGGAGUCAGCUGGCAGAUGCGGUGACGACCUCAAGUUAACCAAGGCGGAGAUCGCGGACAUGAACCGCAGGAUCAUGAGGCUGCAGUCUGAAAUAGACAUGGUUAAAUCCCAGAUAAAUAAUUUGGAGGCUCAGAUCGCCGAGGCCGAGGAGCGCGGUGAGCUGGCAGUGAAGGAUGCCAAACUCCGCAUUCGAGAACUGGAGGAGGCUCUUCAGAGGGCCAAGCAGGACAUGGCCCUGCAGGUCCGCCAGUACCAGGAACUGAUGAAUGUGAAGCUUGCAUUGGACAUUGAGAUCGCCACCUACAGGAAGCUUCUUGAGGGAGAAGAGGACAGGCUCGCUACUGGAAUCAAGACCAACGUGUCCAAAGUGACGUCUGUGAACUACAACGCUUAUGGCCUGGAGAGCUCUCGCACCCCAUCCUAUUCUAGCUGCUCAUUUGGUGCUGUCAAGGCCAGCAGUGGGCCUGUCUCCGGCCACGAGGGGGCGACAGUGAAGAGCACCGCCACAGUCACUCAGUCAGAAACGAUGGUGACCACGAGUGAGGAGAAGAAGGCGGAGGGGGAGGGCCCUGUAGCCACCGAGGGGGCUCCUGUUGAGGAGAAGAAAGAACAGGAGAAAGUGGAAGCUGUGGCUGAACAGUGAGCUCUGCGGCAAAAGAAAAAACAGCCUCUUGAGUUAAUGUUCACUCAUUUUGACAAGAAGUCUGCCAAGUAUGUGUGAUUAAUAAAUGCUGCUCGGUAAAGCCUUCAAUUAAAGCAAAUUUUAAGUCUCCUUAAGUUCAUUCAUCGCUGCAGUACAUGUAUUUGGCCACCAGAUGGCACUGUGGGAUAUGUGUUAGAAUCCUGACGUCAUUCGUUGUUUGUCAGUGAAUUUUACCCUUGCCACCCCGAUCAAUUCUCUUUUAGAUGCAUAGAAUGUCAUUGUUUUUUUCGCAAAGGAAAAUAUACAUUUUAAUUCUACAUACCACCGUGU